CAAUGCUAUGCUUGAACUUUUACAGUUUCGACUUUCGAGUUUCGACGAUUCGCCAACCGUCUCCGUCUCCAAUGGCAUUCGCCGUUCCUUCGCUUCUCGCCUUCAUCGUCGUCUCUUGUUCUCUUCUCCUCGCCGAGGCGUCGCCAUCGCUACCCCCCGCGGCGUUGCCACAGCUACCUUCCACGGCGUCGCCGGUAACGUCACCUGCACCGACCUGCACCGAUGAACUCGUUUUAUUUUCUCCAUGUCUGUCUUACGUUGCAUCUCCGCCUAACGAUCUUGCCGACGCCGCCUCUGCCAACUGCUGCAAUGCCUUCUAUGCCGCCGCCGAAUCCGGCGUCGCUGUUUGCUUCUGUUAUCUUCUUCGGGAGCCUCCGAUCCUAGGCUUUCCUCUUAACAGUAGCAGACUUCUUUCACUGUCUUCGGAUUGUCCUCUCGCUAAUGGCGAAUCUGCUGGAGCUCUGUCAAUGAAUUCUCUGUGUUCAGAAUCGCCGGCUCUUCCUCCUUUGAACUUCUCUCCAACUUUAGGGCUCACAGUUCCUUCUGCUUCUAGUGGGUCUGGAAGGGCGACAUCUUCUCAGGCGAAAAUACCAUCUAAGGGCACCGCAGCCGGUGGCGGAGCCAGAGGGGGCACUGGUGGCAUCGGAGGUGGUGGAGCCAGAGGCGGUUCCUCCGGUAGCCGUGGCGGUAAUGGGGCAAGGACAAGGCCAGGUGGAGGAUGGAAUCCUCAUGGAGUGAUAGGAGGAGCAGGGCACCACCACAGUGACAGUUCAUCAAAGACUCAGAUAUGCAGGAACACAAGGUGGCUACUACUUAUAACGUUACUUUUUCUGCUUAUGACGUACAUGUGUGCUCCUGAUCUUGCUUAGUUAGCUAAUCUUCAUUCAUUUCCAUGUCAUUACUCUCAAUAAUUGAACCAAUCACGUGUAUUAGACUUAGUUCUUUUUUUUUUUUUGGGGCAAAUUAGACUUAGU
Molecule: messenger RNA, 974 nt
Organism: Prosopis cineraria
Lineage: Eukaryota; Viridiplantae; Streptophyta; Magnoliopsida; Fabales; Fabaceae
Product: non-specific lipid transfer protein GPI-anchored 2-like
Exons: 3
Coding region: 3-869 (288 amino acids)
Source: RefSeq, a predicted model, not a curated record